This is a messenger RNA of Coprinopsis cinerea okayama7#130, 2880 nucleotides long. Its product is annotated as forkhead box protein I1. Lineage: Eukaryota; Fungi; Basidiomycota; Agaricomycetes; Agaricales; Psathyrellaceae. Bases 1 to 2880 code for a protein of 959 amino acids. Gene Ontology annotation, biological process: regulation of transcription by RNA polymerase II. Gene Ontology annotation, molecular function: DNA-binding transcription factor activity, RNA polymerase II-specific; RNA polymerase II cis-regulatory region sequence-specific DNA binding. The transcript has 4 exons. The record is from RefSeq and is a predicted model, not a curated record.
AUGACAGACCUCAACGUCUCGCCAAUAUCUCAGCUGCUGCACUCGUUGGGCAUGACCCGCGAGGACCUCAACAAGCGCAGCAAUGAAAUGCGACAAUUUCUCACAGCAAACGACUCGAUGCCCUCACGCGUUCCUGAGCUCACCUCGGGUUAUAGGUCGAGGUCCAGUUCUGACCUGCGCUCGGGAACGCGCUCGGCAAGCUCGUCCUUCUCGCUAUCGCGCUCUAUUUCGCGUGCGAGCUCGCACUCUCGCCGCGAAGGGUCACCGCCCAGUACACCCAUCAAGUCGGAACAAUCAGAGGGGGGACUUCCAAGUCGGCCCAUGGACAACAUGGAAAUUAUCAUCGAGCGACAACGGCAAACGAGGAAGGAACGCAGGAGUAGGAAGGAUAAGGAGCGGGCUGUUGCGGGCAAGUCGCUGGUGCCGCCGCCAUCACCAUCGCCCAGUAGUACGUCACAGUCGGCAGUGAGCUUGGAUUCGUUCAUGCAAUCACGCGACGAUCGUCCUCAAUCGGCGGCGGGGAGCGAGUCUGCGUCUGCAACGACGUCUUCAGAGGUCCUCGAUCCUCCCCCAGUCACUCCACAUAAAAGUAAAUAUUACCGCGAACACACUAUCCACAUGUCAAAUCCUCGCCCUCGCAAGGAUACGUCUUGUAAAGCUGAGACACCAACACCGACAAAACUGCCCUCCCAACCGCCCGUCCCGAGCCACCCCAUUCCAGCAUACUACCCUUUUCCUCCUUUCGCAGCAUAUGGACAGUAUAUACCAGGUCACUAUCCUAUCCCCCACGCGUCAACCUCUGCCCUCCCCGUGACACCCCAGUCCAACCGAAUUCUCACCUCCCAUUCCACCGCGAAACCCCCAGCGAAAUCUUCCACGCCUCUCCCCGCGUCCUCACCCAUGCAUGCAUCUUCCUCACCGCCGCCCUCUUCACCGGCUCCUCAAAUAGUCAACCUAGUCUCGUCGCCCGGACCCAUGGGCUCUUCCCCUGCCAAGGAGCAGUACGAUAAGCUGCCCUUUAAACUUCCUCCUGGCCCUUAUUCGUCCAAGAAGCCCGACCUCUCGUACGCUGCUCUCGUUGGACAAGCUAUCCUUGCUUCUCCCGACCACCGUCUUACCCUGCAGGAAAUUUACGACUAUAUUACGAUUGUCUAUCCGCAUUACAAGCGCGGUGAGACUACGUGGAUGAAUAGUAUCCGGCACGUUCUCAGCACCACGGCUGUCUUCCGCAAGGUUCCGCGGGAUCGUUCUGUCGGCAGGACGCUAUGGGCAAUCUAUGACGAAGAUAUAGAGUGCUUCAAGGGUGGUGGAUUCAAGAAGCAUUUAUGCAAGGAUAUGGUUAAGCAACAAGCGGAGAAAGACAAGAAGAACAAAUCCCGGAAGCGCUCGGAUGUCGAAGAAGACGCGAGCGCCGAGACUAGGAAGCCCAAAAGGUCGAGGAAGGACACUUCACACAAGGUUUCGAACAGCUCUUUCUCCGCUCCCGACGCGUCUGCUUCUGGGACUCUCUCGCAGGUCCCUCUUCUGAACCCUCAACCGUCUUUUAUGGUGGCGGGGACAUCUUCCCAUCCGUUCUUCCCUCGUCCUACCCCACAUCAUCAGCCAUACUAUGAAAGCUGUCUGCCACAACCACAACUCCUCCCAGCUGAAGUUAUUUUCCCUCCACUUCCCCCAACCGCAGCCUUGGCUUCUCGUUCAACGUCGGUUACCUCUGACGACAAAGGGUCUGGACGCGCGCCAACGCCGCCACCGCCUAUUGAGAAGACAGCAUCUGAAGCGACAGACGUUUCAGAGUCUUCAUCAUUAUUAUCGGUACCCGAGUUGACGCCGAACCGAAGUUCCUCAACUACCCCUCCGUCGUCUGUGCCUGCCACGAGUGAUAUGGACAUUGAUCUCACCGAGGCUAAAUCCACCGAGAAUGGAAAGAUCUCCGAGAGUAAUGGUGCUAUCGCUAUCGCCGGUGUCGACGAUAACGCUAAUGGCCGCGAAACAAGUUCCUCUUCGCUUGCCAUCGAUGAUGAUAACGUCUUCAAUAGUUCAUUGCUUGGGCCUGUUCAGUUCUGGGGUGAAUCCCCUAGAACUGCUAGUCUGUUGCAGCCGGGCAUAGAGUUGCUGAAUUUUGAUGCAAUGGCGGAUGACGAGGAGGAGGAGGAGGGGGAAAAAGCGCUGAACUCCAAGGGCCAGCUUUUGGGACGAAAGAUCACAAUGUUCCCUCCCGUUCCCGCGUCGCCGACCUUGGGUCUACGGUCGAAGACAGGGGCCAGUGGAGAGUCUUCGUUGUCUUUCAAAGAGAUCGGGCGGCCCAAGACCCCAAGCGGCUCCAAACCGCCCUCAGCCGACUCUGGGGCACCGUCAACCCCUCCUCGCCGCGUUAAACUGUCCUCCACCCGCACCCCCAUUUCGCACAAGGGUCUACACAUGAGCCCUUCAGCCAGUCUCGCACACUACAAGUCGAAUCUAGACCCCCCACGCACCGAGCGGCUUGAGCCACCUCCCCUCCUGUCCUUCAGCAAGUCGGCUGAAACGGAGACGUUGGCUUCUCUCCAGGACGAGGGUUAUGAUCCUAUGCGGACUCCUCGCCGGUCGAGUACACAUGGAGGAUCAUCAUCGCUUGCUGGCGCACCACCUAUCACGCCCAAGCGAGGGGGUGGGUUUGAGUCGCUUUUCCGGACUCCUGCUGGGUUCUCUCCAUUCCGUACACCACGGUCAAGAGCGGUAAUGGAUCCCAAUGAUCCCCGCGUCCUGCUCGAUGAAGAAUUGAGCCGGCCAUCGUUAAUUGACGAUAGCCCGGGGGGUAUCUUUGGCAAAGGCAAACUGCUGUAUGAAAGUCCUGGCUUUGAUAGCUGGGCCAAUAGUCCGAAGAAGUACUGGCAUUGGUGA